This is a messenger RNA of Sardina pilchardus (European sardine), 1731 nucleotides long. It is a transcript of the gene erp44, whose product is annotated as endoplasmic reticulum protein 44. The coding region runs from base 94 to 1317 and encodes 407 amino acids. Lineage: Eukaryota; Metazoa; Chordata; Actinopteri; Clupeiformes; Clupeidae. Gene Ontology annotation, biological process: protein folding. The record is from RefSeq and is a predicted model, not a curated record. Gene Ontology annotation, molecular function: protein disulfide isomerase activity. The transcript is spliced from 11 exons. Gene Ontology annotation, cellular component: endoplasmic reticulum membrane; endoplasmic reticulum-Golgi intermediate compartment.
GUGCUUGCCUACUGUUCACUUCCUGAAGCUGAGUAGUGGAGUGGUACCGAGAGACUGGGAAGAUUCAACAACACAAAUUAACUCCACUGUACAAUGAAAUUAACAUCAAUCAUACCCGGUCUUGAUCUCCACUACUUUACGAUAUUACUGGUAGCAGGCCUGUACAGUCCCGUGUGGGGAGAGAUAACCAGUCUGGAUGCUGGCAACAUAGAUGACACGCUCAAUAAUGCCGGAGUGGCACUCGUUAACUUCUAUGCGGACUGGUGUCGCUUCAGUCAGAUGCUGCACCCCAUCUUUGAAGAAUCAUCAAACGUGGUUAGAGAAGAAUUCCCAGACAGCCGAGAUGUGGUGUUUGCACGGGUAGACUGCGACCAGCACUCGGACAUUGCCCAGCGGUAUCGCAUCAGUAAGUACCCGACGCUGAAGCUCUUCCGGAACGGAAUGAUGAUGAAGCGCGAGUACAGGGGUCAGAGGUCGGUGGUGGCCAUCGCCGACUUCAUCCGCCAGCAGAGGGUCCAGCCCAUCGUGGAGAUGAAGAGCCUGGAGGAACUCACCACUAUAGACAGGAGUAAGCGCACCAUCGUGGGCUACUUUGAGACGAAGGAGACCGAAAACUACAAGAGCUUUGAGAAAGUGGCCAAUAUCCUGAGAGAUGACUGUGUGUUCAUGGCUGCCUUUGGGGAGGUGUCCAAGCCCGAGCGCUUCAGCGGCGAUAACGUGAUCUACAAGCCUAUGGGGGAGAACGCCCCAGAUAUGGUCUUCCUGGGCUCCCUCACCAACUUCGACCUGACGUACGCCUGGGCCCAGGACAAGUGUGUCCCUCUGGUCCGAGAGAUCACCUUCGAGAACGGAGAGGAGCUGACGGAGGAAGGCAUUCCCUUUCUGAUCCUCUUCCAUCUGAAGGACGACACGGAGAGCCUGGAGAAGUUUCAGCACGAGGUUGCCCGGCAACUCAUCAGUGAGAAGGGGUCCAUCAACUUCCUGCAUGCCGACUGCGAUAAGUUCCGCCACCCUCUCCUCCAUAUCCAAAAGACGCCUGCAGACUGCCCAGUCAUCGCCAUUGACAGCUUUAGACACAUGUAUGUCUUCCCAGAGUACAGCGACCUCUCGAUUCCAGGAAAGCUGAAACAGUUUGUGUUGGACCUUCACUCAGGAAAAUUACAUAGAGAGUUCCACCAUGGGCCUGAUCCUACAGACAGCACACCAGGACUGGAGGAGAACAAGGAGGUGGCAAGCAAUCCUCCAGAGAGCUCCUUCCAGAAGCUGGCUCCCAGCGAAACGCGCUACACUCUCCUGAGAGACCGCGACGAGCUGUGACCCAAACACACUCUUAAGAAAACCUACAAUAUACACACACACACCCCCACACAUCAUGUACACAUAUACACCACACAACACACAAAGACAACACACACACACACACACACACGUUCACACAGACAUUUAGAACACACAACCCACCCAGAACCUAGAGCCGGCAGCCCCGCCCCCCGUGGCCUGGCCCCGCCUCUCCUGGCGGACCCUCCAUCACUCUGUUUUACUGUGGACAUCGAGGAGAAGGACGAGAAGGACGAGUGGAGAAAUGGAAGGAGAGAGAGAGAGAACGUGAGAGAGAGAGAGAAAAUAGGCGAAGAAAAACAAAUAGAGCGUUUUUUUUUAUUUUUUUGAAGCGUGUAAAUAUGUUUGUGCUCUGUCGGUCAGUCGUGUCUAAAUUAAAUACAUUUUUUUCUG